AUGGAGAAAUCGGAUGUCGAGAAUAGGGAAGCUCGACGUCAGCGGCGGAGGGCGGCUGGUCGGAGCGGGGGCAUUUUCGAGAUCGUUCGAGACGGCAAGCAGAUCAAAUAUCGCUAUGCUUGGCCCGAACCCGCAUGUCAACCUGAAUACAUUACGCCCCGGGACAGUGUUGAGUCCAUCGUGUCCUCGACCGCGAGCGAUUCUGUCGCGGGAAGAGCAUGCACAGGGAUACGCGGGCAGCAGAUGGUAUUGACCGUUCCUGAAGGCGAAUCAAUGCAUGCGGACCGAAAAGACCGGAAUCUGACAAUGUCAUUAUCCCCCUCUUCAACAAAGAGAACCACAGAUUGUAUCGAAAUAGACAGUGAGGUCAUCUCCAGAACAAAGAACAGAAGAGGUCUGCCAACGGUGCAAAAGAUGGACCGGGAUGGUUCGCGGCUCGGGCAUCGCAAGACAGAAGCGACGGAGGGACAGUAUGAUGGCCAGGUUGCAAAGGCCAAAGAACAUCUCGAACCACAGACACAAAAGUCUCAACUCCUUGAAGCUACCUACCAGAGUCCAAUUAAAGAGCAGAUUGAAUUGGAGGCCGACUGUGACCCUGACCCUGGACAAGAAGAAUUAAACAAAGAAUUCUUCACCCCUCCGCGAGCCAUAAAGAUGUCGUCUGGAUGGGAUUGUCAUGGUGAUUCGGAUUCGGAAAUAUUUGACUGA
Molecule: messenger RNA, 708 nt
Organism: Capronia epimyces CBS 606.96
Lineage: Eukaryota; Fungi; Ascomycota; Eurotiomycetes; Chaetothyriales; Herpotrichiellaceae
Exons: 1
Coding region: 1-708 (235 amino acids)
Source: RefSeq, a predicted model, not a curated record